Molecule: messenger RNA, 240 nt
Organism: Angiostrongylus costaricensis
Lineage: Eukaryota; Metazoa; Nematoda; Chromadorea; Rhabditida; Metastrongylidae
Source: the annotation of a GenBank genome assembly
AUGACGGGGGAAUACGAUGACAAAUCCUCAAACAGCAUGCAGUCGAGCCAACGCCAUCAUUUUUAUAGUUCUCGUUUUCAGCUGCUUCUUGUUCUCGUCUCAGUCGCUGCAUUUUUCGUUACACGAGCGAUUCGCGAUCGACGACGAAAUCAUGGCGAAUAUCGUCCGCAGUUUGAAGAAUUACACCACGCCAAAGAUUUACCUUACCUACAACCACCAGCCGUAGAAGGCCUCAUUUAG